Oncorhynchus kisutch (coho salmon) is the source of this 3679-nucleotide messenger RNA. RefSeq names its product phosphatidylinositol-4,5-bisphosphate 4-phosphatase 1b (gene pip4p1b). The transcript has 8 exons. The coding region runs from base 163 to 984 and encodes 273 amino acids. Gene Ontology annotation, biological process: phosphatidylinositol dephosphorylation. Lineage: Eukaryota; Metazoa; Chordata; Actinopteri; Salmoniformes; Salmonidae. Gene Ontology annotation, molecular function: phosphatidylinositol-4,5-bisphosphate 4-phosphatase activity. The record is from RefSeq and is a predicted model, not a curated record. Gene Ontology annotation, cellular component: phagocytic vesicle membrane; lysosomal membrane; plasma membrane.
AACGAGUCAUGUGACAGAGUGUUGUUGGUUUGUUGGGCUUCCUGCUUCCUGGUUUCCGUGAUCAUGUGAAUACUACAGCUAGCUGUCCCGGUCAUACACACUACCCCAGUUUGGGCACUCGACACCCCGCUACAGCCUGCGCUGGUUCCCACUAGCUACUCUAUGGCGGAUGGAGAGCGUAGCCCGUUGCUUUCGGACCAGCACGACGGGACGAAUGGUGCCUCGUAUGGCUUUCCCCCGAGGCCACAGAGUUUCCCUCCAUUCCUCAGCCCCAGUGCCCCUCCAUUCCUCAGCCCCAGUGCCCCCCCUCCAGUCCUGUUCGGUGAAGCCCCGCCUCCCUACUCUCCCCUGGGCAGCCCAGACAUUGGCAGCUCCCCCAUCAUCAGUUGCAGGGUGUGUCAGAGUGCCAUCAAUGUGGAGGGAAAGACACACCAACACGUAGUCAAGUGUGUCAUCUGCAAUGAGGCUACACCUAUAAAGAAUGCACCAGCAGGGAAGAAGUAUGUCCGCUGCCCCUGUAACUGUCUCCUCAUCUGUAAAGUCACCUCCCAGAGGAUCGCCUGUCCCCGACUUUACUGUAAGCGUGUCAUGAACUUGGGUCUGGUGCCUGCUGCAGGGUCCGGUUCAGGCAGUCCAGAACCUCAACAACUCGCUGGGGUCAGAGUGGUCUGUGGACACUGCAGAAACACAUUCCUGUGGACUGAUUUCUCAGACAGAACGUUAGCCAGAUGCCCCCACUGCAGAAAAGUCUCUUCGGUUGGCCGGCGGUACCCCAGGAGGCGGGGCUUGUGGUGUUUCCUGUUGUUUUUGGUAUUCUCUGGCGGCACGGCAGGACUAGUGGUGGGAACGUGUAAAUCAGCCUUGCUCAACAGAGGGAUCUAUGCCUCCUGGGUCUUCCUGAUUCUCCUGGCUGUACUGAGCAUGUGCAGAAUGAUCUACUGGGGCUGUCUGAAGAUCAGCGAACCUAUACAGAACAACCCAUAGAGGGGAGAGGAGCCCGUACAGAACAUCACAUAGAGGGGAGAGGAGCCCAUACAGAACAUCACAUAGAGGAGCCCAUACAGAACAUCACAUAGAGGGGAGAGGAGCCCAUACAGAACAUCACAUAGAGGGGAGAGGAGCCCAUACAGAACAUCACAUAGAGGGGAGAGGAGCCCGUACAGAACAUCACAUAGAGGGGAGAGGAGUCCAUACAGAACAUCACAUAGAGGGGAGAGGAGCCCAUACAGAACAUCACAUAGAGGGGAGAGGAGCCCAUACAGAACAUCACAUAGAGGGGAGAGGAGCCCAUACAGAACAUCACAUAGAGGGGAGAGGAGCCCAUACAGAACAUCACAUAGAGGGGAGAGGAGCCCAUACCCAUAGAAAUGGGGGAGGGGUUCCUCAAUGGAGGAGAGGAACCCGGGUUAAAACAUUAGGGAACCCCUGACACAGAGAGGAACAGAGAGAUGCACUAAGGGAGAUAUGGUAUAGGAAGGAGCGUGAGAACAAACAUUAACAUGACCAAGUCAAACCAGAUCAAACCAGAUCAAACUGCCUCUGUCUGGAAUAACUAACCGGUCUUAGUGGCUAUGUCCCAAAUAGUCCACUAUUCACUAUGCAGUGCACUCAACGUUUGACCAGGGCCCCUAUUCCCUAUAUAGUGCACUACUUUAGACCAGGGCCCUAUAGAACCCUAUUCCCUAUAUAGUGCACUACUUUAGACCAGGGCCCUAUAGAACCCUAUUCCCUAUAUAGUGCACUACUUUAGACCAGGGCCCUAUAGAACCCUAUUCCCUAUAUAGUGCACUACUUUAGACCAGAGCCCUAUUCCCUAUAUAGUGCACUACUUUAGACCAGGGCCCUAUAGAACCCUAUUCCCUAUAUAGUACACUACUUUAGACCAGGGCCCUAUAGAACCCUAUUCCCUAUAUAGUGCACUACUUUAGACCAGGGCCCUAUAGAACCCUAUUCCCUAUAUACUGCACUACUUUAGACCAGGGCCCUAUAGACUGAUAGUCCCCUACUGGACUGGCUGUUAGGACUAAUAGUUCCCUACCGGACUGGCUGUUAGGACUAAUAGUCCCCUACUGGACUGGCUGUUAGGACUAAUAGUCCCCUACUGGACUGGCUGUUAGGACUAAUAGUCCCCUACUGGACUGGCUGUUAGGACUAAUAGUCCCCUACUGGACUGGCUGUUAGGACUAAUAGUCCCCUACUGGACUGGCUGUUAGGACUAAUAGUCCCCUACUGGACUGGCUGUUAGGACUAAUAGUCCCCUACUGGACUGGCUGGACUAAUAGUCCCCUACUGGACCGGCUGUUAGGACUAAUAGGACUAAUAGUCCCCUACUGGACUGGCUGUUAGGACUAAUAGUCCCCUACUGGACUGGCUGGACUAAUAGUCCCCUACUGGACCGGCUGUUAGGACUAAUAGUCCCCUACUGGGCUGGAAGGGAACCCAGAGGAGCCUGCACUUGCCAUCACACCAAUCAAUUUGUUUUACUGUAAAAACUGAUUUUUACUGUAAAAACUGACACACUCCGUAUCUACAGUAAAAUAAAUCACUGAGUUCUACAGACCUGGUGAUAUUUAUUGGUUUUUGAUUGAACGAUGAUUGAUUGGUGUGAUUAUAUUUAUAUAUAUAUAUUUCACUCACUCUCUGCAGUCAUUGGCAUUAUGUGAUUUAUUUUUAAAUAGUUGGUUUAUUUUCUAUUAUACAGUUGUCUCCUGUUGUCUGUCACACUCUCUGGUUAAUUGUUGUAAUAUCUAACUAAGUGGAGUCCCAAAUGCCUCCCUAUUCCCUACUGCUAUUGACCUGAGCCCUAUUGGCCAUAGUGCCCUGCUAUUGACCUGAGCCCUAUGGGUCAUAGUGCCCUGCUAUUGACCUGAGCCCUAUUGGCCAUAGUGCCCUGCUAUUGACCUGAGCCCUAUGGGUCAUAGUGCCCUGCUAUUGACCUGAGCCCUAUUGGCCAUAGUGCCCUGCUAUUGACCUGAGCCCUAUGGGUCAUAGUGCCCUGCUAUUGACCUGAGCCCUAUUGGCCAUAGUGCCCUGCUAUUGACCUGAGCCCUAUGGGUCAUAGUGCCCUGCUAUUGACCUGAGCCCUAUUGGCCAUAGUGCCCUGCUAUUGACCUGAGCCCUAUUGGCCAUAGUGCCCUGCUUUUGACCUGAGCCCUAUGGGUCAUAGUGCCCUGCUUUUGACCUGAGCCCUAUUGGCCAUAGUGCCCUGCUUUUGACCAGGGCUUUAUGGGCCAUUGUGCCCUUCUUUUAAGUAGUGCCCUAUGAAGGGGAUAGAGUGCCCUUCUUUUAAGUAGUGCCCUAUGAAGGGGAUAGAGUGCCCUUCUUUUAAGUAGUGCCCUAUGAAGGGGAUAGAGUGCCCUUCUUUUAAGUAGUGCCCUAUGAAGGGGAUAGAGUGCCCUUCUUUUAAGUAGUGCCCUAUGAAGGGGAUAGAGUGCCAUUUGGGAUGCGAUCUAACUGUAACGUGUUGUUGCACUACAUCCUAAUGAUUUUAGAUCUGGUCCAAGGCGUUACGUGCGACUUGCUGGUUGCCGAACCUGCUAGAUGCACGUAACAACAUGGACAAGAGCUACCUAUCAAUUAUACAGCAGAAUAAUAAUAAUAACAAGUCCUGUUGUGCUGAUAAUAUAUAUAUAAUAUAUAUUCUGAGUAAUGUUGUGAGACUAAAAAACUUUUAACAAAA